Messenger RNA from Monopterus albus (swamp eel), 2552 nucleotides. RefSeq names its product arf-GAP with dual PH domain-containing protein 1-like. Gene Ontology annotation, cellular component: intracellular membrane-bounded organelle; plasma membrane; cytoplasm. NCBI's taxonomy places the organism in Eukaryota, Metazoa, Chordata, Actinopteri, Synbranchiformes, Synbranchidae. The transcript is spliced from 12 exons. Gene Ontology annotation, molecular function: GTPase activator activity; phosphatidylinositol-3,4,5-trisphosphate binding; phosphatidylinositol bisphosphate binding. The record is from RefSeq and is a predicted model, not a curated record. Bases 356 to 1486 code for a protein of 376 amino acids. Gene Ontology annotation, biological process: positive regulation of GTPase activity.
GUGUUUGGUUUAUCCACCGCUGGAUGUCUCACUUUGUUAACAUAUAAAACUGCAGGGAUGGGAGAGACGACAGACAGGCAAGCAGGGAAGGAGGAGGUUAUGAUAACAUAGAGGCUUAAUUAUGCAGUCAGCGAGACUAGGUAAUAGCUCUCAGUGAGAGAGAGAGAGAGAGAGAGAGAGAGAGAGAGAUCGGUCAGUCUCAUCCAGUCCUUCCCUCGCCCAUCUUUCGUCUUCUCCCGUUCAGAUUGGAGGUGACAGGUGACUGGGCAGUCUGUCUGUGCAGCGCACUCCGUUUAGCGGAUGUUCUUGUGCCAGCUGCUUCCCACCGCGGUGAGGCUGGACAGAUAAACUCACCAUGGCGCUGGAAACGGAGGGGAACAACCGGCUCCUGCAAGACGUGCUGGCGAGACCUGGUAACGAAACGUGUGCUGACUGCGGCAAUCCAGAGCCAGACUGGGCGUCACUGACGUUGGGUGUGUUUGUUUGCCAGGCCUGCUCGCUCCUUCACCGAAGCAUCCCCCACAUCAGCCGGGUCAAGUCCAUCCAGGACACGUGGGAUGCCAGUGAAGUGGAGUUAAUGGCUGCUAUGGGAAACAGUGCAGCGAAGGCCAAAUAUGAACAGAAGGUUCCUGCUUUCUACUACAGACCAACACACACUGACUGCAAGCUGCUGAGAGAGCAGUGGAUCAGAGCCAAGUACGAGAGGAAUGAGUUUGAGUUUAUCGAGAAACAGGAGCCAUACUCUGCAGGGUACCGAGAGGGGUUUCUAUGGAAACGAGGAAGAGACAACGGUCAGUUUUUCAGCCGAAAGUUUGUUCUGUCGGAGAGGGAGGGAGCGCUAAAAUACUUCAACAAGCAGGACGCGAGGGAUCCCAAGGCAGUGAUGAAAAUUGAGACCCUCAAUGCCACCUUCCAGCCAGCCAAGAUUGGCAACCCCUGUGGCCUGCAGAUCACCUACCUGAAAGACAACAGCACAAGGAACAUCUUUGUCUACCACAAUGAUGCUAAGGAGAUGGUCGACUGGUUCAAUGCAAUCAGAGCAGCCAGGUUCCACUACCUACAGGUGGCUUUCCCUGGAGCAGGUGAUGAGGAGCUGGUGCCCAAGCUGACCCGAAACUUUAUGAAGGAAGGCUUUAUGGAGAAAACAGGCCCCAAGCACACAGAGGGCUUCAAGAAGAGGUGGUUCACUAUGGAUGACAGGAGACUUAUGUAUUUUAAAGAUCCACUGGAUGCCUAUGCCCGUGGUGAAGUGUUCAUUGGCAGUAAGGAGAACAGCUACACUGUUCUGUCCGGCUUGCCCCCGACCAUCCAGGGCUACCACUGGAACCAUGGCAUCACCAUCGUUACACCUGAAAGGAAAUUUCUGUUUGCCUGUGAAACAGAGGCAGAGCAACGGGAUUGGAUAGCAGCCUUUCAGAGGGUCAUCAAUCGGCCAAUGAGGCCGCAGGAAUAUGCAGUGGAGGCCCAUUUUAAACACAAGCCUUGAAGCCUGUAGGAAGCCACAACUCAGCUGGAGCGGCCCAGUCUCAGUCAGAUCAGAGACAACCCCAGUGUGCGACCACAGAUCAUGGUGGGAGGAGGUGGGGUAGUGUUGGCGGACAGAAGCGGGUGUUGGGAUGGUUUGAGAUGAGAAAAGGUAACAAAGAUUAAGAAGUGAAAGAGACACAGGGACUCAAGUGCAGAAACGCCAACUCUAACGGACUCAUGGCCCCUCAUGGGGUGAAUGUUGGUGAUCUGCGGCCAAAGCAUAGAUGAUGUCAUGACUCUUGCGCCUACCAACCUUGUGCUAUACAUCAUCAUGCCAACCACCCCCCUCCUCCUUGAAACAGCCUCCCCUCUCCACUGGAUUUUGUCUUGUGAAUGGUUCAUUCUCCUUGCAAUCUAAUGUAAUUAUGUAAUCUAGAGUCAUUUCACUGGUUGCUUAACAAAGACAAUGCAUUGUUAAUUUAAUGAAUGUAUAGUUUUGAUGACAGUGGCUUAACUGUGUGCGUGGAAUUGUGCUGUUUUCAUUGAGGACGCUGUGAGGACUGAAACCCUGUUAAACCUGAAACCUACAAAGUGCUGUAAACAAUAUAUAUGCAUAAAAAGGCACACACAACCUCUCAGUGAUCACCGCCGCUGUUAACGUAGCUGGAGGUGGCCGAUCUGCAUCCAGACUGGUUUCUUUUACAGUUUCAGUUUGACAGCUGUUCUCUUUAUUUAUUUGUACUGUAGAACACGUUGAGUCAUCGUAGACAGUUAUCGCUGCUUUAAAGAAUUGUAACGUGACAGGAUUGUGAUUUCUAUAACACUUAUGCAGCAGUUUUAUUUAUUUUUUCCAUCUUGUUUUAAAGACGCAUUUUGUAUUGAUCCUUAAAACACAGUGAUCGUUUGUUUUAUUAUAAAAGUCGUAACAUCAAUACAGAUGAACCUGAAAUCGAGUGAAAGUCUUUGAUUUGUGUUCACUCCAGGAUUUAAGACAUUUUUGAAGACAUUUCUUCAAAUCUGCUCUUUGGGACUACAUACUGUACAAAUAUAUUGCUUUUCACUCAAGAUAUGUUGAUUAAAGGAUA